Fusarium redolens is the source of this 835-nucleotide messenger RNA. RefSeq lists its product as uncharacterized. NCBI's taxonomy places the organism in Eukaryota, Fungi, Ascomycota, Sordariomycetes, Hypocreales, Nectriaceae. The transcript is spliced from 2 exons. The record is from RefSeq and is a predicted model, not a curated record. Bases 172 to 567 code for a protein of 131 amino acids.
UGCCUGCACUACGUCAUGCGCUUCUAGAACGUCAGUCCAGUACGAACCAUGUCUUUCUGGAAGUCGUUUUAAGGGUUCCUCAGGUCCCCAUAUGAUCAAGUCCCGAGAAUAAAAUACAUUUGUUCAUUCUCUCUUCCAAGCAUUCCCCAGCCGGAAAUUUCGUACUAGUUUAUGAACCAGGCCAAGCCAACCGAGAUGGAUACGGAAAAGAACAAGCGUCUCUUGAACCGAUAUGGAAUCCUUCCAAAGCGAGGCAAUCUUCUCAACCACCAACUAGAAGGAAGAAAAUACUUUGACUCGGGAGACUUCGCUCUGAACCAAGCUCACCGACCAUCUAACAUUGGCAAAGUCACAACAGGUCGCGAACAUCCAAUCCGUCAAGAUAUAUCAGAGCCCUCUAGUUCCGUCCCGAGUUCAAGCAAUAUUGAAGAUGACGCAAACCAACAAUCAUCAGCUAGACGGAGAAGUACAGAGGUCAAGAUUCACGCCCAAACUCACCUUCAACAGGAGAUGGAAAGCCCUCCUGAGAAUGAACAUCAUGGUGCAGAAGAGAGAAACAAUGGGUAGGUUACUAUUGAAAUGGUACGUGGUCAGCAAAUAUGACUCAGUCUGCAAGCAUGCGAGGAUGUUCUUGUUAAAUAGCAAAAAUGGAUACUCAUCCAGAGCCUAUUGAGACCUAUUUCUCAACAGUUCUCUAUGUAAUUUUAGCUCAUUAAGCACAAUACUCUUUAGACAUGAAGCCAUCAAGGCAAGAAGAUCAAACCUCGGUCGCUUCUCACGCCUUAGUCUGCAUGGGGUUUGCCAGAUUUACAUCAUUAGAAGCGUAAUUGGUUUA